Onychostoma macrolepis is the source of this 3946-nucleotide messenger RNA. It is a transcript of the gene afg2a, whose product is annotated as AFG2 AAA ATPase homolog A. The record is from RefSeq and is a predicted model, not a curated record. Gene Ontology annotation, molecular function: ATP hydrolysis activity; ATP binding. The coding region runs from base 143 to 2398 and encodes 751 amino acids. Gene Ontology annotation, cellular component: cytoplasm. The transcript is spliced from 15 exons. NCBI's taxonomy places the organism in Eukaryota, Metazoa, Chordata, Actinopteri, Cypriniformes, Cyprinidae.
UCGUGUUGUGUAACGGUGAGGUUAUAUUGUGUGUUUUACGGUAUCUGCGGGGAGGAGCUGAACUUUCACAUCGGGAAGUUUACAUUCACAUGUGCACGGAGUGUGUGUGAAAGUGUGUGUUUAACACACAUCAAGCAUCAUCAUGUCAUCAAGCAAAGGGAAAGGCAAAGGCAGAAAGAGAGCGAGUGAAGGAGAAGGAGUCUGUGAUGAACCGGAGUCCAGCGGAGCGCUGACCGUCACUGACCCCACAGACAGAGCUGAAGAUAAAGCCCCUCAGCGCUGGCGUUCAUAUUUGGCUCAGAUGAGUGUGAACACCAUGAAGACUCUAAACAUCUGCAUCGGACGACCCGUCCUGAUCUCCAGCAGCACAGGACAGCAGCAGGUGUGUGUGGCGUGGCCGGCGGCUCAGUUUCCCGGCAGGCGUGUGGGUCUGCAGUGCAGUGUUCAGUCGGGUCUGAGAGUGAGGUCUGGGUCUCUGGUCACCCUGCAGCCGAUCACCGGAGCUGUUCUUCAGGCCGAGCAGGUGCAGCUGACGCUCAGUCCUGAAGACAAAGUGCUGCAUACGGAGGAAUUCAGGAAUUAUCUUCUGCGGACGCUGGACGGCCGGGUUCUGCUGCCGGGGGGCUCUGUGUGCGUCUCGUAUUUCGGGCGUCAGUGUGUUCUGGCUGUGGAUUCGGUGACGGGCGUCGACGGAGAGACCCUGAGACGCUCAGACGGAGUCGCUGUCGAUCUCUCCUCACGGCUGGAACAGCUGUCCAUCCAGCAGAGCACACCUGAGCGAUCACAUGACCCCUCACCCCUGACCCCUGAGCGAUCACAUGACCCCUCACCCCUGACCCCUGAGCGAUCACAUGACCCUUCACCCCUGACCCCGUGUGAGGUGUCAUUCACAGACGGUCCUCUGUCGGAGGGGUGCGGACGCUUGUCCACGGACACCUUCUACUCCGUCUGCAGCUCCUCCACACUGAGCCUGAGUGACCCCGGCGAGCGGGACCAGGCCGAGGAGGGGGGCGAGGGGUCAAAGGUCACGUACAGUAUGAUCGGUGGCCUCGGCGGUCAGCUGCAGGUCAUCAGGGAGACCAUCGAGCUGCCGCUCAAACACCCAGAGCUCUUCAAGAACUAUGGAAUCCCGCCUCCUCGAGGGCUGCUGCUGUAUGGGCCGCCCGGCUCGGGGAAGACCAUGAUUGGACGAGCCGUAGCCAAUGAAGUGGGAGCUCACAUGAGUGUCAUCAACGGCCCCGAGAUCAUGAGCAAGUUUUAUGGAGAAACUGAAGCCAGAUUGAGGCAGAUUUUCACACAGGCCUCACAGAGGCAGCCUGCCAUCAUCUUCAUCGAUGAGUUAGACGCUCUGUGUCCGAGGAGAGAAGGAGCUCAGAAUGAGGUGGAGAAGCGUGUUGUGGCCACGCUGCUGACGCUCAUGGACGGGAUCGGAUCUGAGGGUCACAGCGGUCAGCUGCUGGUUCUGGGAGCCACUAAUCGUCCUCAUGCGCUGGAUCCGGCGCUGCGGCGGCCCGGACGCUUCGAUAAGGAGCUGGAGAUCGGCGUUCCCGGCGCGGAUGGCCGGAGGGAUAUCCUGCAGAAGCAGCUGCGCUCCAUGCCGUGUGCCAUCAGCGCUGACGAUCUGCGGGGAAUCGCUGAAGCCGCGCACGGAUACGUGGGAGCCGACCUUGCCGCCGUCUGCAAGGAAGCUGGCCUUCACGCACUGAGGAGGGUUUUAGGAUCCAAACCUGCUCUCUCUGACGUCCAGGUGAUGAACAGUGUAAAGGUCACGACCUCUGACCUGAGGCUGGCCAUGACAGAGGUCAAACCCAGCGCAAUGAGAGAGGUGGCCAUCGACGUGCCAAAGGUUCGGUGGAGUGACAUCGGUGGGAUGGAGGAGGUGAAGCUGGCGCUGAAGCAGGCGGUCGAAUGGCCCCUGCGGCACCCCGAGGCCUUCAUCAGGCUGGGUAUAACGCCACCUAAAGGUGUCCUGCUGUACGGACCGCCGGGAUGCUCCAAAACCAUGAUCGCUAAAGCGCUAGCCAAUGAGAGCCAGCUCAACUUCCUGUCCAUUAAGGGUCCAGAGUUACUGAGUAAAUACGUGGGUGAAUCAGAGCGAGCGCUUCGAGAGGUUUUCCGGAAGGCCAGAACAGUUGCUCCAUCUAUCGUUUUCUUUGACGAGAUCGACGCUUUAGCAGCGGCAAGAGGAAGCUCUGGUCAGGCGGGUGGCGUUGCUGAUCGAGUGUUGGCUCAGCUGCUGACAGAGAUGGACGGAAUUGAACAGCUUAAAGAUGUCACGGUUCUCGCCGCAACCAACCGACCUGAUAUGAUUGACAAGUGCGGUGAGCAGGUAACUGGAUCUGUGGAGGGAGGAUGGGAGGAACGCAGCGCUGCGGAGAACAGAGGAACAAUCCUGUAAAUCCGGCACAAAGAUCCUGACAGCUAUCAGACUUCAAGCAGCCUGUCGGUGUCCGAUUGCAGCAUAGCUGAAAAACACAACUCAACCUCCUCUGAAACAUGAUUGGAGGAUAUUAUUGAAUAAAUCAUGUUCAGAAAUACAGUACCAAAAAACAAAACCUCUCAAGAACACGUGUAGGUCACAUUUCACUGGAAAUAAGCAAGAAAUUGUUUUGUGUAAUGAAAAUCAAGGCUAUUUUGGGGGAAAAAAAGAUUGUUUUUCGUUCACCUUUUUCAUUAUUGUAAUGUGAAAAUUGUCCCUAUCAUUAGGGUGAAACAUUUAAAAGAAAAAGUUCUUUUGUACAAUAAAAUAAAAAAUAAUGCAAAAAAUGUUUAUAAAAAAUUAUACAAAUGAAUAAAAAAAUAAAAUAAAAUAAAUAAAACUCAAUAAAAAAAUAAUAGCAAAACUAUUUUGAAAAAAGUAAUUUAAUUUAAAAAAUAAAAAUUAAUAUAAACUACUUUGUGUAAUAAAAUGUAAAUAAAUAAAAAAAAAUAAGGCAAAUGAAUAAAAAUACUACUGUAAAAUAAAAAAAAUGAAAAACAUUGAAAAAAAAUUAAUAAAAAAGACCUUUGUGUCCAGUGUCCAGGAUGAUUUGCAGGAUUGUAAUGAGAACGAGUAAUGAGAAUUUGAAAGUAAAUGUUUAAUUAUCAAGAAAAUAAUGUUCCUGAUCUUAAAACAGGCAUAAUUUUCUUAAUGCAAAAUAUAUUUUAUAUAAUUCUUUCGAUUUGAGGGUGGAAAUUUUUUUUUUUUCUUUGUUCAGUUCACCCAACCAAUUAAUUUCGUCAACUUUUAUUUUUGCAUACUUUGUUCUUUGACUGAUAAUUUCCAAUAAUUUUUUUUUUUUGUCAUUUUUAAAUCAAGACAUAUUUACUUGAGACGCAGAAUGAAACGAGUCUUUUUUUCUAAGAAAUUCAUCAAAAUGAAGUAAGUUUAUGGUUAAAAUGAGAUCAAAUAUCUGCCGAUAGGGUAAAAAAAAAAAAAAAAAAAAACUUGAUUCAAAACAGAUCUAUUUUUCUGACCCCACUGUCAGGUAUUGGUUCUGGUUUUUGAUAUUUGUAGUUUUGAGUUUGAGUUUUUGCGGUGGCGCUGUGGUUGUUGUGUAGUUCUGGACUGGAGCGACGGUUGAAAACAUUCUCUUUGCACUCAGCUCAACGGAACUGGGUUUAGAUGACACAAAAGAUCAGGCGGCGCACACACACACACGGCGCUUCCGCCGCUCGGCUUAGCGCUUUACAGAGACGACAGAUCGAGCGAGGCAGGAAAUGAAGGCUCUUUGUGAGGAAGAUCUGCCAGGAUUUCCAGCAUGUGCAGUCUUGCCUUUCGGCUGAUCAGACCACCACAACUGCAGCCAGGAAAUCUCCCUCCUCAAGAUUAAAGCUCUUUCUGCUCGUCUGCCUGCCGUCCCAUUCCAGCAGAUGAAGUUAAAAACCUCCUCAUAUAUUGAAUAGAAAUGUUAAGCAGGAUCACAUUUGUUUGGAUUGAAAUAGAUUUUAUUUUUGUAUUUGCUGU